Molecule: messenger RNA, 886 nt
Organism: Lotus japonicus
Lineage: Eukaryota; Viridiplantae; Streptophyta; Magnoliopsida; Fabales; Fabaceae
Exons: 4
Coding region: 127-606 (159 amino acids)
Biological process (GO): regulation of DNA-templated transcription
Cellular component (GO): nucleus
Molecular function (GO): sequence-specific DNA binding; DNA-binding transcription factor activity
Source: RefSeq, a predicted model, not a curated record
GAGAAAACACAUGAGAUCAUAUAGAUUUGAGAGCUCAUAUCCCUUCUUUUAAAUGACCACAGAACUUUGCAGAGUUGAUAGCAAAAGAAAAGCUAGAUAGCACCACCAGAUAGAGAGAAUUGGAGAAUGGUCUUAUCUAGAGAGCAAAAGAAAGCAGCACUGCAUGAGAAGCUACAACUUCUUCGUUCUAUCACUAACUCUCAUGCUCUAAACAAAACCUCGAUCAUUGUCGAUGCAUCAAAGUAUAUUGAAAAGCUAAAGCAAAAAGUUGAAAGGCUGAAUCAAGAAAUAGCCGAUGAUGAAGCAUCAAAUGUUCAUAAUCCCUUGCCCAUGGUUUCAGUAGAAACCCUAGAAAGAGGAUUUCUUAUAAAUGUUUUUUCAUCAAAAUGCUGCCAAGGUCUACUUGUUUCAAUUCUGGAGGCCUUUGAAGAGAUGAGACUUACUGUGCUUGAAGCUAGGGUUUCUUGUUCAGACACUUUUCGAUUUCAAGCAGUUGGAGGAGAAAAUGAAGACCAAGGUGAGACUAUUAAUGCACAAGCUGUGGAACUUGCGGUGGGGCAAGCAAUAAAGAACUGGAGCGAAAGUGCUGCAGAUGAUCAAGACUAAAUCAGUAUUAUCUUACGUCUUUCAUUUUUUGUCCUUGUUUCCUUCAAUAUUUUUUUGCUAACCAUGGCAAUUUGUUGAGUAAGGAAUGUAAGGAAUCAAGCUUCGUAUAAGAAAGCUUCCAAAUCUUCUACUUCAGCAACUUUUGAUGAAAUACCUGCUGUCACUAAAAGAGAAACAAAAAGAACAGGCGUUUAGACUCCUUUUGGUCGAGGCAAACAAACUGAAUCCAAGAUCAAUAUGGGGACUAGAUUCAGAGUUCUCUUGAAUUAUUUGGUGAAAA